Apus apus (common swift) is the source of this 1585-nucleotide messenger RNA. Its product is annotated as T cell receptor alpha chain MC.7.G5-like. The transcript is spliced from 8 exons. The record is from RefSeq and is a predicted model, not a curated record. Gene Ontology annotation, biological process: response to bacterium. Bases 52 to 942 code for a protein of 296 amino acids. NCBI's taxonomy places the organism in Eukaryota, Metazoa, Chordata, Aves, Apodiformes, Apodidae.
AGAGAGCCGGGGCUGGCGGGGACAGCGAGGCGCGGGCGGCGGAGCGGCGGGAUGCGGCGGUGCCGGGGCGCAGGGCUGGCGGGGCUGGCCGCCGUGCUCCUGGUGGCUGCGGGCAGAGCCCAGGUGCAGCAGGAGCCGUCGGCAGAGACCACCGAGGGCAUCGGCAUCAGCAUCAACUGCUCACACCCCAACAUCCAGUCAUACGAGUUCAUCCACUGGUACCGUCAGCUCCUGGGCCGAGGCCUCACAUUCAUCGCGCUCAAUCACAAAGGGUCCAAAGAUGUGGCGGAGCCGCCGGGCCGGCUGUCGGUGGCGGCAGACCGCCGGUCCAGCGCCCUGUGGCUCGCCUGGCCCCGGCUCGGGGACGCGGCGGUGUAUUACUGCGCCCUGGGAGACACGGGGAGACGACCCCUAACCAGUGUGAGGAAUGAUAAGCUCACAUUUGGAAAGGGGACCACUCUCACAGUUAAGCCAAACAAAGAAAAAAGUUCUGUCCCAGAAGUCAUUGUGAUGAAAUCAAAGAAACUGGAAGAAGAUGGCAGCAUUGAGAAGGCAGCUUGCUUGGCAAGAAACGUCUAUACAAAGAGCAUCAGCUUGGAGAUGUCCUCCAAUGAGGUCAUAUAUGAACAGAGUACAUCCGUUUUGACAUCAGAGGGGUUGUACAAUGCUGUUAAGGUGAUCCGUGUGAAAAACGACACAGAGGUAACCUGCGUGGCCAAAUUCAACAACAGCACUUUUAUAGCCAACACAACAUCGCCAGAACAGGAGGCUGAAGAACCAGUAGCGGGGAAUAUUUGCAACACCACAGACAUCUCUGCACAAGCAGAUCCCAAAGUGGAGAAAGCGAACAUGCUGUCUAUGGCUGUCUUGGGUUUGAGAGUCCUGCUGGCAAAAAGUAUCGCCUUCAAUACACUCAUGAGUAUCAAGUUGUUUCUCUUCUGAGACAGUGGGGAAGCAAGGCAACAGCUAUCUGAAGAACAGCAGGAGAGAGCAUGGACCAGCAGCACAAUGGGUUGAACAACCAGUGUCUAAUCUGCUGACAACAGCCAUGCAGAACACACAUAGCACCUUCCCCUUAAGACAUUUUAUGCUGUUGAAUCCUUCCUAGGUAUUCUACUUAGUUUUAACAGUUGCAGCUGCUUUUGCUAUUUCUUUUUCUCUUUGAAUUAAGGAGAGUACAUUUUUCCUCAUCCCCCUGCUAAGUAGAAAUUGAACUCCCCACUUGUCCAGCCUUUGUAUGGAAGCAUCGAACCUGCUUCAAUAGCUUUGAAAAUACUACAGACGUAGGACCCUUUAAAAACACCUUUUACAGGCAUGUUAUGUUAUCUGAUGUAUUACUGCUGACAGAAUUCAAACACAGUAGAUAGUACUUUCAGCGUUAGUUUUUUAGAUAGCUUUAAUAACAAAAUUCUUCUAGUCCAGGUGAGGAGACCCGUGUUGGAUCUGAAGUGAUUCACUUCAACCAGAUAAUGUUCAACCAUAGAAGCAUUUCUUUAUUAAGCCUGUAUUUCUUCUGCAAAGUGUACGGCACAUGCAUUUUAGGUGAGAGUAGCAACGACCAAAAUAAAAUUUUACUAAGCAAAAA